AUGAAGGCGUAUGAUGGAAGUUCAGACCCAAAGGAGUUUGUGACUGUCUUCAGGGCAUCAAUGUCCUUGUGCGGCGAAUCAGAUUCAUUAUUGUAUCGAACAUUUCCUGUGUUUUUGAGAAAACAGGCUUUAGAGUGGUUUACAGCUUUACCAGAUAACCUCAUCGAAAGUUGGGUGGACUUAUCACAACGGUUCGUGCAACAGUUCGCUCAUUGCGGACCCCAGCCUAAAACAACGCAUAAUUUGUGCGGAGUAAGACAAAAGCCCGGAGAAAAGUUGCGAGGUUAUUAUGAACGUUUUCAGGCAGAAGCAAGACAAGUUAAAGGUUUAGAAAACCAGACGUACCUGUUGUUGUUCACUACUGGAUUACAACCCGGAGGAAUUGCCGACUCGUUAGCCAAAAAGUCUCCGGCUACAAAGGAAGAUUUGCUAGAAAGAAUCAGAAAGUAUAUUGAUUUGGAAGAAUUUAAAUCUUCUCAAAAGCAAAUUGAGCAAGGUUUUUGGGAAGCAAGUCAAAGUCGGAUGUCGGAGAGACCAGCAGGAAGAGGGCAGUUUGAAGAGCGACGACCUUGUGUAGUCAGAGAAAGAUUCAGAGAGCCAUAUCGGAGGGAGUUCACGCCUUUGAACACGUCUAGAGCCUAG
Messenger RNA from Gastrolobium bilobum, 642 nucleotides. RefSeq lists its product as uncharacterized. The transcript has a single exon. The record is from RefSeq and is a predicted model, not a curated record. Bases 1 to 642 code for a protein of 213 amino acids. Lineage: Eukaryota; Viridiplantae; Streptophyta; Magnoliopsida; Fabales; Fabaceae.